AAAGAGAAAGAGAGUGAGUGAGUGAGAGAAGUAGAGAAGAUGGGAAAAAAGGCCAAUUGUGAGAAUCAAUAUGCUAUGAACAGAGGUCCUUGGUCUGCUGAAGAAGACAAAAUUCUUAUGAACUACGUUCAAGUCCACGGAGAAGGUAAAUGGAGAGAGCUUUCCAAAAGAGCAGGAUUGAAAAGAUGUGGCAAGAGUUGUAGACUUCGAUGGCUGAAUUAUCUAAAACCAGAUAUUAAGAGAGGAAACAUUUCUUCUGAUGAAGAAGAUCUCAUUAUCAGAUUACACAAACUCUUAGGGAAUAGAUGGUCUCUAAUUGCGGGACGAUUACCAGGGAGAACAGACAAUGAAAUUAAGAACUACUGGAAUACUUAUUUGAGAAAGAAGGUACAGCAGAAGCACAAUAUUCAAAACGAUGUUGUUGGCCACGACACCAAAAAUUCCUUGGGUGAUGUUCUUGAUCCUUCAAAAUCCCCUCACCCGAUGAUGAUUAAACCGAAAUCGAUGAGGUGUACCAAGGUUAUGAUGCCGGGCAAUGAUUCGGUGAACGCGAUGAAUUUCAUCAGAACGACCUGGGACCAUAACGCUUCUGCAUCCAUGCCACAAGAUGAACAUAACCACUGUUUUACCGGUGUUCUUCAAGACUUUGACAUCAGUGAUUUGUUAAUGUCGUACGAGGAUGAUUGUCGUUUCAAUGGCUAUGCUUGUGUUGAAAUACCCCAACAUAUUUUUGAAGAUCAGACAUGGAGGCUUGAUGAUUCCAUGGUUGACGAAGCCUGGUACGAGAAUUGGAAGCACGACACCUACUUUUCGCAAGAACAAGAUAUGGACAUGGAUAUGGGCUUUUCUUCGUUUUAAAAGUGGACAAAAUUUAGGUACAUUACUUUAAGUGCUUUUGAUAUUGUUCUUUAAUCAAAAUUAGAAUUUCAUUUUAGUAUCAUCUGCAAUAAAGGCUGAAUUUAAAUGUU
Messenger RNA from Vigna unguiculata (cowpea), 968 nucleotides. Its product is annotated as transcription factor WER-like. Gene Ontology annotation, cellular component: nucleus. The record is from RefSeq and is a predicted model, not a curated record. Gene Ontology annotation, molecular function: transcription cis-regulatory region binding. Gene Ontology annotation, biological process: regulation of DNA-templated transcription; cell differentiation. NCBI's taxonomy places the organism in Eukaryota, Viridiplantae, Streptophyta, Magnoliopsida, Fabales, Fabaceae.